AUGUCUGCCGAUCUCGAUCAGAACCCCUCCCCCGCCGACUUAGCCGAACGCGAACGCGAAGACAAGGAACGCAAGAUUCGCGAGGAUGCGGAGCAGGCUCAACUCCCCUACAAGUGGACACAGACUAUUCGUGAUGUGGAAGUAACAGCACCAAUCCCCGGUAACCUCAAGGGCCGUGACCUGGACGUGGUGUUGACCAAGAACAAAAUCCGCGUCGCGAUCAAGGGACAGGAGCCCCUCAUCGAGGGUGAUUUCCCCCACGCUAUCCGCGUUGAUGAAUCCUCCUGGACGUUGGAAACCACCCCCGCCCCGCCCGGCAAGGAAAUCAACAUCCACCUCGAUAAGGUGAAUAAGGUGGAAUGGUGGGCUCAUGUCGUGACCUCUGCUCCCAAGAUUGAUGUCACCAAGAUCACGCCGGAAAACUCCAGCCUAGGCGAUCUAGAUGGCGAGACUCGCGCCAUGGUGGAGAAGAUGAUGUAUGACCAGCGACAGAAGGAGAUGGGCGGUCCAAGCAGCGACGAGCAGAAGAAGAUGGAGCUGCUCAAGAAGUUCCAGGAUGAGCAUCCCGAGAUGGACUUCUCUAAUGCGAAGAUGGGAUAA
Penicillium soppii is the source of this 600-nucleotide messenger RNA. Its product is annotated as NudC domain-containing protein. Gene Ontology annotation, cellular component: cytoplasm. The transcript has 3 exons. Lineage: Eukaryota; Fungi; Ascomycota; Eurotiomycetes; Eurotiales; Aspergillaceae. The record is from RefSeq and is a predicted model, not a curated record. Gene Ontology annotation, biological process: protein folding. Bases 1 to 600 code for a protein of 199 amino acids.